Molecule: messenger RNA, 2199 nt
Organism: Didymodactylos carnosus
Lineage: Eukaryota; Metazoa; Rotifera; Eurotatoria; Philodinida; Philodinidae
Source: the annotation of a GenBank genome assembly
AUGACCGUCAAGCCAGACGCUAUGCUUUUGACGAUCGUUUUUGAUAUUUGUGGUCGAUUGAGAAAUGAACGAGGUCUUACAAUUGGUCGCAACAUGCUUUCUCAACUAUCGUCGAUUCACGACACCAUUGUUCUAAAUGCAGCUUUGCACAUGUUCAUGAGCUGUGCCGAUACGACAACAGCCGAACAAUUGUUCAAUCGAAUCAAAACAAAAGAUAUUGCGUCUUUCGGCGCAAUGAUGAAAGGAUAUAAUAUGAACAAUGAUUCAUUCAAAGUUCUUACUCUUUUCGAACGGUUAAUUGAAGACGAAAUCGAGCCAGAUAUAAUCACUUUUGUCUUGGUUAUCAACGCGUGUGCUCAAAUUGGAAUGAUUUCAUGUUGUCGAUCGGUCAUUUCUCGAAUUCCGAAACAAUUUCUUCUCGACAAAUAUUGUCAAAAUGCUUUGAUCGAUAUGUGGGGCAAAGCUGGUUCACUCGAAGAAGCACAACGUAUUUUCCAAACAAUCGAUAAACCCGAUGUUGUGUCUUUCGGCGCAAUGAUCAAUGCAUUCGGUUUAAAUGGAAUGGGUUCAUCGGCUGUUGAUCUGUACCGACGAAUGCCUGUUGAUAUGCGCAACGAAAUCAUCCAUAUUUGUGUAUUGAAUGCGUGCUCUCAUUCGGGACUCAUCGAAGAAGCUCGUUCGAUAUUUCGCGAUCUUUCUCCAAAAACAACGAAAAUAACCACCGCAAUGGUUGAUUGUAUGAGCCGUAUGCGCAUAUUUGACGAAGCUCAGAAGUUGAUCGAUGAUUUUGAACAAUUCAACGAUCCCUAUCCGGAAUUCCGAGCUCAUGAUCGAUCUAAUCCCCAAUCGGCCGAGAUCUAUGCCGAACUGGAUCGAAUAUCGAAAGAACUGAUUGUGAAUGGACAUCACUAUGAUUCAAGUUGGAUCACACGACAACUUAAAAAAGACGAGACGACCGAAUCUGUUCUUUGUGGACACAGCGAAAAGUUGGCGAUCGCCUUUAAUUUCAUCCAGAAGCCGAUUCCGUCGCCUAUUCAAAUCACGAAGAAUCUUCGUGUUUGUGUUUGCUCUAGUUUGGAGAACGGCGCAAUUGGUUCAUUAUCGAGUUUGGAUAAUCCUAAAGCUCAUCCACUCGAAUCAUUUAUGAAUCGUUUGCGAAUACCAAUGAUUUCGUUAGAUUAUUUCGAUUAUAAUAAACAAUUUGAUGGCGUUAAGAAUUUUCAUUUUUCAAUAAAAACUAAUCUCUUACAAACUCUUGCAGCAUUUAUUAAGCGCUAUAAAGUUAAUAGAUUAUAUUAUGUUGUCGAAGAAGAGGAAGGUCAUAUUGAAAAUCAAACGAUUCCAAUUGUUUUACCGUGCUCAACAGACGAUAAAGAACGUUUGAAACAGUCUGAUUCAUCGAUACUUGCAUUAUAUUACAAUGGAACAGCUGUGGCUAUUAUACAAAAACCAGAAUAUUAUGAACAUCGUAAAGAAGAACGGUGUUGCCGUAUUUUUGGCAUUUGUGAUCGUGAACACCCACAUAUUAAAAUGAUUAUGGACAGUGGUGAUUGGUUGAUCGGAGGUGAAUUAAAAGUAUUUGAACGUGUACGUUGGAAUGAUGGCUUAGAUCAUUUUCGUUUAACACCCAAUCAAUUGAGACAACGUUUCUAUGAAAUUAAAGUAAGUUUAAUCAAAAAUUCUUUUUUGCGGUUGGCCGUUCGAAUUGCUCAGUACCAACCGGUUUUAGAUGAUGAUGACAAUGUGCUUGAUCGAAACAAAACUGUUUUAGCCAUAUUUCCAUCGCCCAUGUUAUACGCCGGUCCACGGGAAGUACAAUGGCAUGCAAAAGCUAGAACGACAGCCGGAGUCAGUUUUUAUAUUGUUGGAAGGGAUCCAGCCGGUAUUGGUCAUCCUCGAAUAAAGUCGAAAGAUUUAUAUGAUCCAACAUAUGGUUCAAAAGUAUUAACAAUGGCACUCGGACUCCAUAGAUUAGAAAUCCUAGCAUUCCGAGUGGCUGCCUAUAAUAAAAUAGAAAAGAAAAUGGAUUUUUACGAUCCAUUAAAACAUGAUCAAUAUGAUUUUAUUUCGGGUACAAAAAUGCGACAGAUAGCACGAAUGGGAGCAUUGCCACCCGAUGGAUUCAUGGUUCAAUCUGCAUGGAAUGUCUUAGCAUCGUAUUAUAAUAACUUACAGUCUGAGAAAAACAAAUGUAACUGA